AUGCCGGAAUCAACACCAAUUUAUCUUCAAGACCUAAAAGACUUAACGUCUAGAAGUGAAAGGAUCUCUCGAAGAUCUACAGUGCCUAGACCACCACCUCCAAAAAUAGGAAACCCAACACCGCUUGGUAAACGUCUUUCCGCUUUUGCUAUGUCAACUUUUGUCGCUUCUCUCUAUGGUCUAGGUGUUUUAGGAAUUAAUGUGCCAAAUAUUUUAGUCGGUGUUUCGCUCUUCACCGGUGGUGUUGUUCAAUUUGCUUCCGGCAUGUGGGAAUUUAAAGUUGGUAACACUUUUGGGGGUACCGGAUUCUCUGCUUUUGGUGGUUUCUGGGCAUCUUUAGGUGUUAUCUAUAUGCCAGGAUUUGGUAUUCAAGAAGCUUACGGAAUCAUACCUGUUAGCCGAAAUGCCACAAUAGACUCAACUGGAUUUUGUACUCAGAAUUGUGAAUACACACUUGGUGGUAUUUAUGCGGCAACUGAUUCCGAUCUUUUUGACCAAUUUCAUCAUGCUCUUGCUAUAUAUAAUGCUGCAUGGUUAAUAUUCUUGGGUGCUUUUGUUGCUUUAACCAUAGCAUUUUUGGGUGAUACUAUUUAUCAUAUUUCUCCAUCUAACACUAUCUUUCUUAAAGUUGGUGCUAUUUUCGAACGUGAGUUUUUUAAGUUUCCAAUUAAAAUUUAUAAAAAUAUUCCUUAA
Racocetra fulgida is the source of this 693-nucleotide messenger RNA. The record is from the annotation of a GenBank genome assembly. NCBI's taxonomy places the organism in Eukaryota, Fungi, Glomeromycota, Glomeromycetes, Diversisporales, Gigasporaceae.